Anthostomella pinea is the source of this 1380-nucleotide messenger RNA. Lineage: Eukaryota; Fungi; Ascomycota; Sordariomycetes; Xylariales; Xylariaceae. The record is from the annotation of a GenBank genome assembly.
AUGGAGAUCGCAACCUUUGUCGAGCAGCUCAAGACAGCCUCGCUGUCAAGCAAGACCACGAUCUGGGCAGAUCCUUCCAAGGCCGACUUCCAGGACUCGUUGGCACGACGGACAGACGUUGGGAAGAAGCAACCUGGAGCCAUCAUUAUGCCGGCAUCGGAGGAUGAUGCUGCCAAGAUUGUCAAACUCGCCGUCGAAUCAUCCGUUCCUUUCGUGGCCAAGGCCGGGGGCCACAGUGCUUGGUCGACCAUUGGCUCCUCUGGUUUCGUGCUGGACUUCAGCUUGAUGCGAGCUGUCGAGGUCGACACCGGGAGGCAGACCGCUACGGCUAGCGCAGGAACCUUGAUAGGAGACAUCGUCGAUGCUGUUGCCGAGCAAGGCUAUUGUCGUGGGCUACAUACCGUCGACCAUCGCGGUGGCAUCACCGUCUUGGCUCCGCUCAUCGGUUUUGGUUCCGAUAACAUAGUGUCUGCUCGCAUGAUUACCGCCAAAGGAGAUCUGAUCACGGUUUCGAAGGACGAGAACGCCGAGCUUCUGUAUGCUAUCAAGGCCGCAGGCCAGUUCUUCGGCGUCGUCACGUCUCUCACCGUUAAAAUCCACCCGCUUUCGAUACUGGGAAGCCCCGAAGGCUCCGUAUGGAGCGCCAGUCUGCUCUUUGACGUUUCCAAGGCUGCGGACGUGGCGAGGGCUGCUAUUGAAGUCAAGAAAACCACGACGAGGUCGUACUGCCUGACAGGCGUGAUGCCCGCACCGCCAACGCUGGACCCUAUCAUCCUAGUCCUGGUCAUUCAUCUCGGAAGCAAGGCGGACGGCGAGGAAGCCUUCAAGCCUAUCCUCGAUCUUGGACCUCUGGCGGUUCCGGCUAGUAGCGAGGUCCCAUUCGGCAAGGUGAACGAGGGUUUUCAAGCUUUCGAGAGCAAGGGCGGGUUCAAGAGAUGGCUGGCGGUCGGCAUGACAAGCCUGGACCAAUUCCAGCCGGAGGACAUGACGAGGCUUGUCGAUCAAAGAGGAACGAUAACGGAAAAAUACCCUUCGGCGAAACCGACAGGUUCCGUCAUCGAGUUCACGAGUGACGGGCCGUGGAACCAGGUGACCGCAGAGAAUGAGACGGCUUGGUCGACUCGCGACGUCGCGACUUGGUGCCAUCUGCUCUGCUGGGCCAGUGAGGAGGAAGCUGUCGACUACGCGCAUGAGAUCGCCGAAGAGUCCAUGCGACAUAUUCGGCGAAACCAGCCGAAAUACCAGUUCUCCAUCUACGGUAACUUCUCGAGAAUCGCUCCUCUAGAGCAACGCUACAAGGGAGCCGAGCGGCUGGAGAAGGUAAGGGGUCUAAAGCUGAAGUGGGAUCCGAAUGGCGUUUUCACCAACGAAUUUCUGUAG